CCUUCAUUCAUUCAAAUCAUCAACAACACUCAAAUCUCUUCCAUCUCCAAUUCUCCUCCUAAACACAAAUCAUCAACAAAAGACAACACUGAUCUGAAAUUCUUUAUAUCAUCCAAUUAAUCUCUCAUCUCAUAUUCUCAUGGCUUCCUUACAAAUCACAUCCAUACUUUCUUCUUCUUCUUCUUGCCCUUGUUCUCUUAGAAAAGUCAACGCUUCAAUCCAUGUCCCAAAACCUCAUCAAGUGUUUUCUUCAUUCUCAAAAAUCCCAACAAGAAAGCUUCAAAUUGAGGAAAUCAAUGGAUUCACAGAAACAACAACCCCAUUAGAAUUAAAGAAUGCAGUCAGCACACAAAUAUAUGACACUUUCUACAGCCCAAAAAAAUCUAAGGCCAUCACUCUUCAACUCUACGCAAUUCUAGAGGCAGUAGCUGACAGAGUUGAGAUGCACAACAACGUCAGAGAACAAAGACAAAAUUGGAACACCCUUCUCUUAAAAUCCAUCAACAUGAUCACUCUCACCGCCACAACCAUGUGCGGUGUUGCAGCCGCACAUGGCGGUGACGGUGAAAGUUCACUUCUAGCUAUGAAGCUCUCGUCAACUCUCUUGUUUUCUGCUGCCACAGGGUUGCUUCUCAUCAUGAAUAAGAUCCAACCAUCACAGCUAGCUGAGGAGCAACGCUGUGCUACAAGGCUGUUCAAACAGCUUCAAAGUGAAAUUGAAACAAAAAUUGCUUUUGGAAAUCCAACCGAGGAAGAUGUGAAGGGUUCAAUGGAGAAGGUGUUGGCACUUGACAAAGCUUACCCACUUCCCUUAUUGGGUGCAAUGCUUGAAAAAUUUCCUAAGAAAUUAGAACCUUCUGUUUGGUGGCCUGCAACUCUGUUCCAGUGGAAGAGUAAAACAGAGCAAGGUAAAAUGCAGGGGAAGAAAACAGAGUACAACAGGGUUAAUGGAUGGAGUGAGGAACUAGAAAUGGAAAUGAGGGAAGUUAUUGAAGUAGUGAAAAGGAAAGAUGCUGAGGAUUAUGAUAGGCUUGGAAACAUUGCAUUGAAGGUUCACAAGAGUUUGGCAAUUGCAGGGCCUUUACUAACUGGCAUUGCAGCAUUGGGGUCAUCAUUUGUGGGAAAUGGUCCAAUGGCAGCUAUAGUUCCUGUCAUGGCAGGGUCAUUGGCUUCUGUGAUUAAUGCAUUUGAACAUGGUGGCCAAGUUGGGAUGGUGUUUGAGAUGUACAGAAACUGUGGUGGAUUCUUCAAGCUGUUGGAAGAGACAAUUGAGGCUACACUUGAAGAGAAAGACUUGGAAAAAAGAGAAAAUGGUGAGAUUUUUGAAAUGAAGGUAGCAAUGAAGUUGGGAAGAAGUGUUUCUGAGCUCAGACAACUUGCUUCUAAAUCUGGUGCUUGUAGCAUGGAAGGAAUUGGCAUUGAUGAAUUUGCCAGCAAGCUCUUUUAGGAUAACAUUAAUUGAUUUCAUGAGGAUGCAUUCAUUCAUUCUCUAAUUCUUUAUUAAUUGUAUAUAGUCAGUCCAAUGACAUGACUUUAGACAGAAGAGAAGCUGUAUUUGUACAUUAGGGAAAUUGACUCAAUGAUAUUUAUUCAUAACUUUUCAUAA
This is a messenger RNA of Lotus japonicus, 1606 nucleotides long. Its product is annotated as probable F-box protein At4g22030. Bases 140 to 1447 code for a protein of 435 amino acids. NCBI's taxonomy places the organism in Eukaryota, Viridiplantae, Streptophyta, Magnoliopsida, Fabales, Fabaceae. The record is from RefSeq and is a predicted model, not a curated record. The transcript has a single exon.